Molecule: messenger RNA, 2346 nt
Organism: Paralichthys olivaceus (Japanese flounder)
Lineage: Eukaryota; Metazoa; Chordata; Actinopteri; Pleuronectiformes; Paralichthyidae
Gene: parn
Product: poly(A)-specific ribonuclease (deadenylation nuclease)
Biological process (GO): nuclear-transcribed mRNA poly(A) tail shortening
Cellular component (GO): cytoplasm; nucleus
Molecular function (GO): poly(A)-specific ribonuclease activity; RNA binding; metal ion binding
Source: RefSeq, a predicted model, not a curated record
CUCGGUGGCGGCUGCGGCCCGGAAGUGUUUGUGAGUCCAUUAAAAGCCAGUGGACGGAGGCUAACUUUAGCGUUAGCUGUCAGCCGGGUUCAGUCAUUGUGCAGGAUGGAGCUGACACGGAAGAACUACAAGGGGUGUUUGAAGACGGUGUACAGCGCCAUAGAGGAGGCGGACUUUCUCGCCAUCGAUGGAGAGUUUUCAGGGAUAAGCGACGGUCCCAAUGUCAGUGCACUGACCAACGGACUGGACACGCCGGAGGAGCGGUACACCAAGCUCAAAAAGCACUCCAUGGACUUCCUGCUGUUCCAGUUUGGAUUAUGUACAUUCAAGUACGACCAAGCCAAGUCAAAGUAUAUCAUAAAGCCUUUUAAUUUCUAUGUAUUCCCGAAACCAUUCAACAGGACGUCCCCUGACAUAAAGUUCAUCUGUCAAAGUUCCAGCAUCGACUUUCUGGCCAGUCAGGGAUUUGACUUCAACAAGGUGUUCUGUCAUGGAAUCCCAUACUUAAACCAAGAGGAGGAAGCCCAGCUGAGGGAGCAGACAGAGGACAGGAGGAAUCAACACGCUAACGGCCUCGGGACACCGUCCUACAUCUCCCCAUCGUCCUCCAAAGGCCCCGCACAUGUACCUGAUGAACAUAAAGACUUCAUCAACAGGGUGGUAGAGAAAGUUGAGGCCCUCUUCACUAACUCAGAGAAGUCCGUUAACUUGGAGCCAUGCACAGGGUUUCAGAGAAAGCUGAUAUACCAGACCCUGAACUGGAAGUUUCCCAAGGGGCUUCAUGUGGAAACCGUGGAAACCGAAAAGAAAGAGCGAUUCAUCCAGGUCUGCAGAGUAGAUGAAGAGGAGAGGAAGAGGAGGGAGCAGCAGAAACUGGAGAGGGAGCAGGAGGAGCUAAACGAUGCCGUUGGAUUCUCCAGGGUCAUCCACGCCAUCUCUAAAUCUGGUAAACUUGUGGUUGGCCACAACAUGCUCUUGGAUGUGAUGCACACCAUCCACCAGUUCUACUGCCCUCUUCCAGAGGAUCUUCAAGACUUUAAAGAGGUCACAAUGUGCGUCUUCCCAAGACUAAUGGACACAAAGUUGAUGGCUUCUACUCAACCUUUUAAGGAUCUGAUCACUAACACGUCUCUGGCAGAGCUGGAGAAGCAGCUGAAGGAGACCCCCUUCAAGUCACCACAAGUUGAAACUGCAGAGGGGUACCCCAGUUACGACACAGCCCAGGAGCAGCUCCACGAGGCCGGGUAUGACGCCUACAUCACUGGCCUCUGUUUCGUCUCCAUGGCCAACUACCUGGGCUCUUUCUUGACUCCACCCAAAGCUCACAUCUCAGCUCGAUCCAAACUCAUUGAGCCAUUCCACAACAAGCUUUUCUUGAUGAGGAUAAUAGAUAUUCCCUACCUCAACAUCACAGGACCAGAUUUGCAGCCUAAAAGAGACCAUGUCCUCCACGUCACCUUCCCAAAAGAAUGGAAGACUAGUGACCUCUACCAGCUCUUUAGUGCCUUUGGGAACAUCCAGGUUUCAUGGAUAGAUGACACAUCGGCGUUUGUGUCCCUAAGUCAAACGGACCAGGUACAGAUCGCUAUGAACACCAGUCGCUAUGCAGAGAGUUACAGGAUCCAGACGUAUGCCGAGUACAUCCAGGGGAAGGAGAAGGACAAGGUCAGGCAAAGCAGCAGAACCUGGGGCGACGACAGCUGGGUGAAACCUCACUAUACCUCAUCCACUACUUGUGGUUUCGGAUAUUCCAGGGGUUUGCGGAAACGCAGCAUCAGUCCGGUUCAUGGAGAGCCAGGGAUCGGAGAUCUUCUGAUUACAGACGGCUGGAGUCACUAUUCAUACCCGGAUAGCAUGGGCAGCAAGAAGAUGAAAACUGAUGAUGCAAGUGGACAGGCAAAUGCUGACGCCGUUGAGAGCAAGACAUCAGAGGGGUGGCUGAAGACGACAGAUGCAGCCGAUUUAGCAGAGUUCAGUCCUGUCCCCGAUGAGGAGGAGGGAAAUCCUGAGGGCACCGAUCCAGCCAAUAAUGCUGAGGGGACGGUCACCUGGCAACAAGCCCCGGCAGCUAAUGCAAGGAAAGGUCAAAAGAAAAAGAAGGCUGAAGCGGCCGAAUCUUCAACUUCGCUGUUUGACGUCCCAGAUGUCUGGUAGCGAGAGGUGAGGAGCGGAGCAGCCAUGCUCCAGCACUGGGCUCCUCCUCAGGCUUCUCCUAAGCACUUGAGUCACUCUCCUGGAAGGUCGUAAGUCACCGGGAGUGGCCCUAAAUUCAUUUGUUCACUCAGAAGCUGCGGAUAACGGUUCCAAAGCCACCAGCCUAUCUUGAUUUGACUGGACUAUUUAAAA